AGGCUUUUGUGGGAGAGGGGCGGGGACGGCGUUGGUUGGGAGGCUUGGUACGCAACACACAGCCGACCCGGUGGCGGUGUGUGGGCAGUAUGAGUGCGGAGAAGCGGCUUAAUCGGGAUGCGGAGGAUUACCCGGAUGAGGAGGCGGUUUCAGCAAAGCGUUGGCGCAAUGAGCCUGAAGACCGACGUAGCCGCCACUGUCCCUAUUUGGACACAAUCAAUAGGAGUGUCCUGGAUUUUGACUUUGAGAAGCUAUGCUCUAUUUCACUCUCCCACAUCAAUGUAUAUGCAUGUCUGGUGUGCGGGAAAUACUUCCAGGGUCGCGGGUUGAAAUCUCAUGCCUACAUCCACAGUGUCCAGUUUAGUCACCAUGUUUUCCUGAAUCUUCAUACCCUAAGGUUUUAUUGCCUUCCAGAUAACUACAAGAUUAUAGACUCCUCAUUGGAGGAUAUUACGUAUGUACUGAAGCCAACAUUCACCCAAGCCCAAAUUAGAAAUUUGGAUAAACAGGCCAAGCUCUCCCGAGCUUAUGAUGGGACCACUUACCUUCCAGGAAUUGUGGGGCUCAAUAACAUCAAAGCGAAUGAUUACGCCAAUGCUGUGUUGCAGGCAUUAUCAAAUGUUCCUCCUCUGAGGAACUACUUUUUGGAGGAAGAAAAUUACCGUACCAUCCAGCGCCCACCAGGGGAUAUAAUGUUCCUAUUAGUGCAGAGGUUUGGAGAGCUGAUGCGCAAACUGUGGAACCCCAGAAACUUCAAGGCCCAUGUUUCCCCCCAUGAGAUGCUGCAGGCUGUGGUCCUUUGCAGCAAGAAGAACUUCCAGAUCACUAAGCAGGGUGAUGGAGUGGACUUUCUCUCCUGGUUCUUAAAUGCUUUAAACUCUGCUCUUGGGGGCACAAAGAAGAAGAAGAAAACUAUUGUAACUGAUGUGUUCCAGGGAUCAAUGAGGAUUUUCACAAAGAAGUUGCCUCAUCCUGAUUUGCCAGCCGAGGAGAAGGAGCAGCUGUUGCACAAUGAGGAGUACCAGGAGAAAAUCCUGGAGUCUCCUUUCAUGUACCUGACCUUAGACUUGCCUACUGCCCCGCUCUAUAAGGAUGAAAAGGAGCAGCUCAUCAUCCCACAGGUGCCGCUCUUCAGUAUCCUUGGCAAGUUCAAUGGCAUCACUGAGAAGGAGUACAAGACCUACAAAGAAAACUUCCUGAAGCGCUUCCAGCUAACUAAGCUGCCACCGUACCUGAUAUUCUGCAUUAAACGUUUCACUAAGAACAACUUUUUUGUGGAGAAAAACCCGACAAUUGUGAAUUUCCCCAUCACGAAUGUGGAUCUUCGCGAGUAUCUGGCCGAGGAAUUCCAGGCUGUGCACAAGAGCACAACUUACGAUCUCAUCGCUAACAUAGUGCAUGAUGGGAAACCCAAUGAGGGCUCGUACCGUAUUCAUGUCCUGCACCAUGGCACUGGGAAAUGGUAUGAGAUGCAAGACUUGCAGGUAACGGACAUCCUGCCCCAGAUGAUCACUCUAUCAGAAGCCUAUAUUCAGAUAUGGAAGAGACGCGAAGACAGUGAGCAGAACCAGGAUGGAGCGUGAUAAGAGCCACUGAACCCCUCUCUCUCUCGGGAGAUGGACACACACUUGAGAGAAAUGAGACCGUAAUAUUGAGUGUGGAGUGUUGACCCUUACACAGCCAGGAACUGUACAGACUAAUGGUUCUAAACGCUCUGUCUAAGACCAAUGAGACGGACGACUGUUCCUCCUGUUUUCCAUCCUGAUAGUCUCCUGCAGAGCUCACUUUUAUUGUAGCUCCUCGGUGCUGUGUGACCGUGUGUACAUUUUAUAGAUAAAGUCUAAAAGGAGUAACCAUGGAUUAUAUGUUUUUGUUGUCCCUGUGGAUUAAACCGGUUUCCUCCUA
This is a messenger RNA of Pseudophryne corroboree (corroboree frog), 1905 nucleotides long. RefSeq names its product ubiquitin specific peptidase 39 (gene USP39). Gene Ontology annotation, molecular function: cysteine-type deubiquitinase activity; zinc ion binding. Gene Ontology annotation, biological process: mRNA processing; spliceosomal complex assembly; protein deubiquitination. The transcript has 13 exons. The record is from RefSeq and is a predicted model, not a curated record. Lineage: Eukaryota; Metazoa; Chordata; Amphibia; Anura; Myobatrachidae. The coding region runs from base 90 to 1583 and encodes 497 amino acids.